Messenger RNA from Exophiala mesophila, 1187 nucleotides. RefSeq lists its product as uncharacterized. Gene Ontology annotation, biological process: endoplasmic reticulum to Golgi vesicle-mediated transport; intracellular protein transport. The transcript has 4 exons. Lineage: Eukaryota; Fungi; Ascomycota; Eurotiomycetes; Chaetothyriales; Herpotrichiellaceae. Gene Ontology annotation, cellular component: endoplasmic reticulum membrane; endoplasmic reticulum. The record is from RefSeq and is a predicted model, not a curated record. The coding region runs from base 178 to 822 and encodes 214 amino acids.
CCCAAUUCUACAGGCCACCUUCCAUUUCAAUAAAUCCCCUCUUGUGCUGUCGUGUCGUCUGCCUUUGUUGAUCUCCCCUACUACCCACGCGAGAACCUCAAAAGUCUCUCUACCAGACUCGCAGUUCCCUCCUGUCCAUUCCAACUACAUCACAAACCACCAUUCUCAACUGCAGCCAUGACGUUGUAUUACAGCUUGGUCUUUGUCCUUCUCGUUGCGGAGAUGACCCUCUUCGUGGCUCUCAUCAUCCCUCUCCCGUACGCCGCGAAGCGAAGAUUGUUCAACUUCAUCUCUGAAAGUCCAUUGGUCGCGAAGCUGCAGUAUGGGAUGAAGAUUACAUUCAUCUUCAUUCUCAUCUUGUUCUUGGACAGCGUCAACAGAGUUUACCGCGUACAAGUGGAGAUGGCAGCUUUGGCAAAGGACACUACAGGGGCAGGACGCGCUGCUGCAAUCGGCUCCGAACGCAUGGAAGUCCAAGCCCGAAAGUUCUACUCUCAGCGGAAUAUGUACCUCACCGGCUUCACAUUGUUCCUGUCUCUCAUCCUCAACCGCACCUAUGGCAUGAUCCUUGACGUCCUUCGACUGGAAGAGAAGCUCAAGCUCUACGAAGGCGACAAACAUGCCGGUGGUAAGCAAGGUGAAAAGCUUGACGCAGGUUUCCGUGCAGACCAGAUUGGUCAACUCAAGAGGGAGCUAGAGAAGAAGGACAAACAAGUUGAAGCAAUCAAGAAACAGGCUGAGGGCUUGCAAAAGUCUUAUGAUGAGCUGAGUGUCAAGUACAACCAGACGAACCCGGGCGAUGGGGAUAAGAAGAGCAACUAGCAGACAAACAUGGUCAAGGUCGCGACGAGGAGUUGUCAGGCUUCCAUAUCAUCCCUACGCCACGCGAGACAGGCGGAAUUCCAGGCGUUGGAGCGCUCCCUGUUGGCCACUCUUUGUGGCGAUGAUAGUACGAUCCCAGUGUAUCACAGACUACAACUUUUGAGGCAGAGAGAUAUGUGUAAGUCAAGGUAUCCAGGUGGAUGGUAUUUUGUAUGACAAUAUGAGGUGUAUCAGGUCAGGUUGGCAUGUGCAGCCCGCCGUAGCAAUUGAGGCCAAUCACAGGUACAAUACGCGCAGCUCUGUGUUGUGAACAAGCAGUUAAUGUCCAUUCUUCUUCAUCGAUCACUUAUACUCCUCUCAUCGGG